Molecule: messenger RNA, 1176 nt
Organism: Magnolia sinica
Lineage: Eukaryota; Viridiplantae; Streptophyta; Magnoliopsida; Magnoliales; Magnoliaceae
Exons: 2
Coding region: 531-920 (129 amino acids)
Source: RefSeq, a predicted model, not a curated record
UCUCUGGCACACCACAUCUCUGUUGAAUGUGGACCAUUGACAUUCUUUUUAAACCGUCCAUUGUGUUCAUUCAUGUGUGUGGGGCCCACCUGAUGAGUUAACUGGCCUGAUUUUUUGGGCCAGGUCAUUUGAUGGUGGGGCCCACCUGAAGCACGGUUUGUAUGUUUCAAACACUUGCUAGGUGGGCAUAUGUGGCUGGGUUGGAGGUGCUCAUGGGCUUUGCAGAGCUCGGUUAUGUAUAGCGAAACAGAGAUUUUACUUGUAAUGUUAUGAGGUUUUUACCUAAGGGAAUGUUUGGAUAUGUAGAAUCGAAGGCAAAAGAAAGGAAAAAAUGAUAAUUUUCCAAUGAUGAUUUCCAUGAGAAGUAUUGAAACAUGAAUUCCAAUUUCAAGUUCUUAUUUCGGUAGCAAGUGGAAAUCUCAUAUUCCUCUCACAAUGCUCACCUACUUUCUUGUGCCAAGAAUCCAAAUUAUGGAGAAGUGCAAUGAUUUCUUGGUGGAAUCCACCCAUUUCUUUUCUAUCGAAACAACAUGAACCAUCACAUCAAAGGAAAACCCUUUCCCUUUCGCUGUUUGGCAUGGAAUCCAUGGUUGCCAAACAUGGCCGAAAUGUUUCAAAUGGUUGAUGUGUGGAGAGGAUGGAGUCUCUUCCAAGCUUUGCUUCAAACGCUGAAGAGAAUAGCUUCUAAGCAUGGUGUCUCUAUCCCUAUUGUUGCUAUGAAAUGCAUACUAGAUCAGCAAGCUGUGGCGGGGUCAAUGGUAGGUGUCAGACUCGGUCUCUCCGAGCAUAUCCAAGAUACGAAUGCUGUGUUUUCACUUGUUUUGGACGAUGAUGAUGCAAGCAACAUCCAAGAAAUAUCAAGGAAAGGGAAAGAUCUGCUUAAAAUGAUCGGCGAUUGUGGUGAUGAAUACAGGCGUUAGUACAUACCAUAUUAAGUAAUGCACCAGCACAUGAGUCCCAAUCCGCAUUAAUGUAAAUACAAUUAUUUUUGAGGUCUGAUUGAGUACAAACAUUUGUAAGUUAUUUAUUUAUUUGUGGAAGUUUGUAUCAGGGAGAUUUUAUGGAUCUCCUUGAAAUUGCUGAAAUUGUUCAAGUGUAAUAUUGUCUGAAAUUAUCAUCCAAAUCAUUGAGAGCUGUACAUUUCUGAAAUGGGCAAAUGAUACGGGUUUUUAGUUA